Molecule: messenger RNA, 2836 nt
Organism: Nematostella vectensis (starlet sea anemone)
Lineage: Eukaryota; Metazoa; Cnidaria; Anthozoa; Actiniaria; Edwardsiidae
Product: ADP-ribosylarginine hydrolase Tri1
Exons: 10
Coding region: 246-1742 (498 amino acids)
Molecular function (GO): zinc ion binding
Source: RefSeq, a predicted model, not a curated record
CAAAAUGGCGUCGAAAGGAAAAACUCACGUGUGAUUUUAGUUUCUUGGAAACACAUGACGUCAGCCUCCAAGGAGUUGAGAAAAUCUUUCAGCUUUUUUUCUCGAGUGACUGCCCGAAGACCGUUAAUAUUCCAAACCGGAAGUGAGAAUUGCUGAUGUAGCUGCAUAGCUCGAUACGCUGUCAAAUUGGGAAAGGCUUUCCUUACCUGUACACCCCCAAACAAUCUAAAACGUCCCACGAAACCAUGGCCGAGUCCGGUGAGCUAUUUGCCAUCGAGCCCAAGAAAGACUGCCCUCAUAUCCAGGGCGUUGUAGCGAUGAUUCAAUCAUUGCAUGUGGAUGUAAAGCAACCCUGCGAAACAUGUGCUAACGUGGGUGAAAACUGGUUGUGCUUGUCCUGCUCGGCCGUGUACUGUAGUCGCUAUGUCAACAGUCACAUGGUUGCUCAUAACGAGGAGAGUAACCACCCUGUGGCAUUGAGUUUCAGUGAUCUGAGCGUGUGGUGUUAUGGAUGUGAUAGCUAUAUAGCAUCACCUGUGCUUACAAGCAUCAGAGAGAAAGCAUCAUUCAGCUCACAACAAACACAUACAAAAGACCAAAUAUCAAAUGUGGACCAAACAACAAUGAAAGAUGAAAAAGGUGCGAGUUGCAGAAAAUUUGCGACUGAAAGCAAACUUCCAAAUAAAGAGCUUGUGAGUAGAAUGCUGGGCACUCUGUACGGGAAUUGUGUUGGCGACGCUAUUGGACUUUUGACGGAGUUUAUGACAAAAGAAGAGGCCCAUAAGAUCUACGCUACCAAGAAAAAAAUGUUAUUGUUUGGACUGGCUAAGCGUACGGUGGAGAUAGAUCACGAUAACCUGAAGCUUGAGUACAAUAAAAAGAAUGACGAUUUUCAUCGCAGUCGAUGGCGGGUAGGCGACUGGACAGAUGACUCUGACCAGAUGAUUCUCAUCCUUCGCACGCUCGCCAGCAACAACGGCGAGCCGAAUAUAUUGGACUUCGCCGAGCGGUUCCGUGUCUGGGGUAAAUACGGCUACAAGGAGCUGGGCGAUAUGGGAGCGAACGGUAUCGGCCGCACCACGCUUGGGGUCAUCAUGAACAGCGACUUCCAAACCGACCCACACAAGUGUGCCAGCCUAGAGUGGGAGAGGAGUGGUCGUUGGGCUGCCCCUAAUGGCGGAGUCAUGCGCACUUCCGUUCUAGGUCUACAGGACUUCAGCGAUAUCGACAAGGUUAUCCACAACACAGUACAGUUCUGCAAGGUCACACACGCUGAUCCGAGGUGCGUCGCCUCAUGCGUUGCCGUGACAACAGCCAUCGCUUUGAUGCUGCAGGGUGAAAUGGAGGGGGACGUGGAGGGGAUCGUGGAGAAGGCGUUUUUUUACGCCUCGCAGCAACUAGAGACGGAGGAGCAGAAAGAUGAGUUGAGGAGAUAUCUUUUCGCAAAGUCCCUGGCAGACCUUGAUCUAGCAGAGCACAAAAUGAUCGGCUACACUUACAAGUGUCUUGGGGCGGGCUUUUGGGCGUUCAGACAGACGGACUUCCGCGCGGCGCUCACGGCGAUUGCUAUGGAGGCCGGCGACGCGGAUACAAAUGGAGCUGUAGCCGGCGCGUUGCUCGGCUGCAAACUUGGCGUAGAUGGUUUGCCCGAGUCUUGGCUUAACGGACUCUUGCACAAAGAGUGGCUCGACAAAGAGAUCGCUGCAUACUUGAAGAUGCUAGGAGUUGCAAGCAGUGAAUAAUCAGGAAUUUCUUACCCUCUUUCAUUCUCACCCUUUUUCAAUCAUGCUUUGCUUUGACACAUGCACCAGGUAGCAUGACCUGUGAGACUGCAGCAAGGUAUACAGGUGUUGGGAGACAUAGGGAUUUGAUACGUGAGGCUAGCGCUUGAAACGUCAGCAAACCGUAGUAUAAAGCAUAAACCCCGUCUUGAUUUAUCCCCCUAAGUAGUUCAGGAACUGCAAGUAUCGAAUGCGUCUUUGUCAGGCUCGUACCCAGUAUCUCAUCAGGACCUAAUUUUUCUGAUAAAAAAUUGACCACCCCUGAAAGAACAAAGAUGGAUUUUUUUAUGCCUUUGCAGUAUCUCCACGGGACGCUCAUUGUCGGAUUUGGCUACAAACCAGAGUGAUCUAGCUUGUGCUUUAUAGUUUUGUCUUAAAAUAGCACGAGAACCGAAAGUGGACCUUUGGCCGUUGUGGGAGGGUACGUUCGCACCCCCCCCCCCCCCCUCCCCCCUGGGUUCGGGCCUGUUUGUAAAAGUCGUAUUUACUUUGAGCCCUGUGGAUGUUGGAGUGCAAUAGCCAAUAGGGGCAACAUGAUCAGCUGAAUAUCAAAAUAGUGUGAUUGUUAAUGCCGUGAAAACUAGUGACAUAACGACAUAACGACAUGGACAUUAUGACAUCAAUAAAAUAAAACAUGUUUUUUUUUCUUUUUUGUCGUUAUGUUCAUGUCGUUGGGCUUAUGUCAAAAUGUCGAACCAUACGCACUUGAACAUAUGAACAUAAGGGUGCACGCGGCUAUGUCAUUAUGUUGUUAUGUCACUAGUGUGCACCAAGCAAAAUGGAAAAGUCAUAUGACGUAACCACGCGCUCACUAGCGAUGACAUUAGCGGACAAGGAAGCCGAGCCGUUAAAGUAUCGCUAUCAGCCCUUUUAUUGGCUGAUUUCUGUGAAGUAUAAAUCUAUGGAAAAAAGUGUUUAUCACUUGAUUUUACCUAUCUAGUCGACUAAUCACAAUGAAUACCACAAUGUAUAAGAAUCUGGAGCUCAGCUCUGAAUAUCAUCAGCGUUUAUGUAAGCUUUUGAGACAGCUAUUAAAUGACGCUUUAAAAUGAAAA